GCAGAGCCCAUCCAUCCAUCCAUCCAUCCAUCCUGCUCCCCGCCCGGCAGCAGCGGCCACUGGGCUGGGAGAGAGGGGAGCCCCGAGCAGCCCGGCCCGGGGGCCGCUGGACACUGCGGGGCUCCUGCUGGACACUGCGGGGCCGGAGCGCCCCCCGCCCGCCCUGCCCACCCCGCCCCGCGGAGGGAUGGGGAGGAGACCCGGGCCGGGCACCCGCGGGGGCAGCGCCCAGCCCGGCUCCCGCCGCUGAGCGCCGCAACCGAACCGAACCGAGCGGAACCGGGUGGAACCGAGCCCGGCCGGGCCCCCCGGGCAGCGCCCCUUUGUCUGCGGAGGAGGCGAGGCGGGGGCGCUGCGGGAGCGGAGCCGCCGCCCCGCACCCUGCCAGAGCGGCAGGAUGGCGGAGAAGGGCAUGGAUCCCGCCUGCGUCUCCAUCGCCCUGGAGGACACGGUGUGCCACGCCGGCCCUCCCGACGCGCCGCUGCUCACCACGCACCUGAAGAAGGUGGAGAACCACAUCACGGAGGCGCAGAGGUUCUCCCACCUCCCCAAGCGCUCGGCUGUCAACAUCGAGUUCAUCGACCUGUCCUACUCCGUGCGGGAGGGGUCCUGGUGGAGGAAGAGAGGGUACAAGACUCUCCUGAAAUGCCUGUCGGGGAAAUUCUGCCAGCGGGAGCUCAUUGGGAUCAUGGGCCCCUCGGGAGCUGGGAAAUCCACACUCAUGAACAUCCUGGCUGGCUACAGGGAGACUGGCAUGAAGGGGCAGAUCCUGGUGAACGGGCGGCCGCGGGACCUGCGCACCUUCCGCAAGAUGUCCUGCUACAUCAUGCAGGAUGACAUGCUGCUGCCACACCUCACCGUGCUCGAGGCCAUGAUGGUCUCUGCCAACCUGAAGCUGAGUGAGAAGCAGGAGGUGAAGAAGGAGCUGGUGAACGAGAUCCUGACGGCCCUGGGGCUGCUGGAGUGCUCCUACACCCGCACCAGCUCCCUGUCCGGGGGGCAGCGCAAGCGCCUGGCCAUCGCCCUGGAGCUGGUCAACAACCCGCCCGUCAUGUUCUUCGAUGAGCCCACCAGCGGGCUGGACAGUGCCUCCUGCUUCCAGGUGGUGUCCCUGAUGCGCUCCCUGGCUCAGGGCGGGCGCACCAUCAUCUGCACCAUCCACCAGCCCAGCGCCAAGCUCUUCGAGAUGUUCGACAAGCUCUACAUCCUGAGCCAGGGCCAGUGCAUCUUCAAGGGUGUCGUGACCAACCUCAUCCCCUACCUGAAGGGCCUCGGCCUCCACUGCCCCACGUACCACAACCCCGCUGACUUCAUCAUCGAGGUGGCCUCAGGGGAGUACGGGGACCUCAACCCCGUCCUGUUCCGCGCUGUCCAGAACGGGAUGUGCACCAUGGCCGAGAAGAAGAGCAGCCCUGACAAGGCAGAUUCAUGCCCCACGUGUGGGACGGACGUGGAUCACAUCGAGAGCCACACGUUCGCCACCAGCGCCACAACUCAGUUCUGCAUCCUCUUCAAGAGAACCUUCAUCUGCAUCCUGCGGGACACGGUGCUGACCCACCUGCGGUUCAUGUCCCACAUCUGCAUCGGGGUGCUCAUCGGGCUGCUCUACCUGCACAUCGGCAACGACGCGGGCAAGGUCUUCAACAACACCGGCUUCCUCUUCUUCUCCAUGCUCUUCCUCAUGUUCGCUGCCCUCAUGCCCACCAUCCUCACCUUCCCCCAGGAGAUGACUGUGUUCCUGAGGGAGCACCUCAACUACUGGUACAGCCUCAAAGCCUAUUACCUGGCAAAGACCAUGGCAGACGUGCCCUUCCAGGUGAUCUGCCCCAUCGCCUACUGCAGCAUCGUGUACUGGAUGACGGGCCAGCCCCCCGAGGCCACGCGCUUCCUGCUCUUCUCCGCCCUGGCCACCGCCACCGCCCUGGUGGCCCAGUCCCUCGGGCUGCUCAUCGGAGCUGCUUCCACUUCCCUGCAGGUGGCCACCUUUGUGGGACCUGUCACUGCCAUCCCCGUGCUGCUCUUCUCGGGCUUCUUCGUCAGCUUCAAGACCAUCCCCACCUACCUGCAGUGGAGCUCCUACGUCUCCUACGUCAGGUAUGGCUUCGAGGGGGUCAUCCUCACCAUCUACGCCAUGGAGCGCGAGGACCUGGAGUGCCUCGAGGACUUCUGCCCUUUCCAAAAGCCCAUCAAGAUCCUGCAGGAGCUGGACGUGGAGGAGGCCAAGCUCUACCUGGACUUCCUCAUCCUGGGCAUCUUCUUCGUCAUCCUGCGGCUCCUGGCUUACCUGGUGCUCAGGUACAAGGUCAAAUCUGAGAGAUAAGGGGGCCGUGGGGCCCCGGUGCCGUUCCCGGGCCUGGCCUGCUGUGAGAGAUGUUCUGCAGAUGGACACGGUGCUCCUGCAGGUCCCAGACCGUGGUGGAGGCACUGGGAGGUGCCAGCCAGGCCUGGCUCAGUCGAGAAGGGUUUUGAGACAUCUCGGAACUGUUUUAACCUUUCCACACACACACUCUUCAUUGCAAAACGUUUUGUACAGCCCUGGCAUGUGCCACUGUCCUCCCCCAGGACUGACAGAGCUUGGCUUCCCUCUUGGUGUCCCUGGGGACAGCAGGGACAGCCCAGCCCAGGUGUUUGUGCCCAGCACGGCUGGGAGGAGCCUGGUCCAUGCAGGGGGAGCAGCGGCUGGGGCUGGGCUGGGCUGGGCUGGCAGGAGGGAGCUGCAGAGCUGGAGGUGCAGCUCAUGGUGCCGUUCCUCGUCCUGGCCAGCAGCGUGGGAGUCAGUGCUGAGAGGAGCCCAAAGAUGCCACGGUGGAGCUGCACAAGGCUUUAGAGUUUCCUGUUGCUGUAGCCACAGAGAUUGCUGCAUCCCCCUUUUAUUUCUGUGCAAAUCCUCCUUCUUUUUGUUCCUUUUUCUUUAUUUUUUUCCCCCACAAGCCCCACUGCAUCUACAGCAAAGGGAGCAAACAGGCAGAGAAGAACUUGGGGCUCUGUCUCAGACCUCUGCUGGGACAUCAUCCUCAGAGAUGGGAUCUCCAAAGCAGAGUCUGUGGGAGCAGGACAGUGUUCUCAGACCUUAGGGAGUCUCACAUUCAGUCCCUGUUGUUUCUGGGGUCUGAGACAGGAGGAUCUGAAGCAAUUUAGCCACCAUGGAGAGAAGUGACUGGUCCCUUGCACGGAGCAAGGAGGAUUUCACAGAACCUGCCCGUUCCCACAGCCUGCCCGUGCCAGGAGGACGGAAAACAGGGCUGGGCUCAGCUGUGUCACCGCUGGAGGCUGUGCUGCAGGAGCAGAGCUGGCCCUGAGCCCUUCCCUGCAGCCUCUGUGCCCCAGCUCCCCCGGGGCUGCCUCAGCACACGAGCCUCGCUCAGCACCGACUGCAGGAGGGGACACCAAGGACACCCAGCCUGGCACAGUGCCAGCCCCCAGGGUGACACUGGGCACAGGGGGUCCCUCUGCAGAGCAGUGCCUGCACUGGAAACCAGGUGAGAUGCCAGGCUGGUUUGUUUGCAGCAGGUGGCACAGACACUGGGAAGGCCUUUGCACUUAGUGAUGGUACCAGAAGGUCCCUUUGGUGGCUCUGGUGGCUGCUCCAAACUCGCACACCUUGCAGAGAGAGGGAAGGCAAUUCAGCACCGUGCUGGCUCUCCAGAGGAACUGAGCUGAGCCCAGAGCUGCUGAACCAGGGCCAUCUGCAGGUGCUGCUGUGCUGGGAACACAGCACCCUGCUCCCCUGCCCUGCCCAGCUCCGUGGGCAUGCUGGCACUGCUGGGAACACAGCACAGCUCCAUGGGCAUGCUGGCACUGCUGGGAACACAGCACCCUGCUCCCCUGCCCAGCACAGCUCUGUGGGCAUGCUGGCACUGCUGGGAACACAGCACCCUGCUCCCCUGCCCAGCACAGCUCUGUGGGCUGGCACUGCUGGCACCAGGCUGCACCCACAGACAUGGGAACCUGCAGGAUUUUGGCAAGCGUGGACGUGGGGGAGGCAGAGCCCUGCCCCACCCUGGCAGGCUGGCCCUGGUUCAGGGGAUCCUGCUCCUGGCACUCUGAGCAGCCAGGGAUGGCAGGGCAGACGCCAGGUUCCAGCAGAGUCCUGGGGAACGAUCUUUGGCUUUGCUGGCUCGGGCUGGGGCUGCACAGCAGAGUCUGGCUGGCCUGGCACUGAUGCUGGCACUCAGCAAGGCUGAGCUUCCCCUGCCUGGAGGGCAUCGAGGAAUGUUUGGCCACGGGGCUCUCCUGGAAGCAGCACCCACCCUGCUGCCCCUUCCACGCUGAGCUUGGGGUUAUCCCCAGGGGCUGCUCUCUGACUUUUCACUGUCCCUCACAAAAUUCCCCUCUGCUGCUGGGCCUUCCUGCAGUGCUGUGCUCUGCAGUGGAGCUGCGCCAGCUGCAGGGCUGCCAGCCGCAGCCACAGGGACACGGAGGGGUGGGGGACAGUCCCUGUGCUCUGUCACAAGGUGCACAGGUGGGCAGGGAGCUGGGGCUGUGGGGCUGUCACCCUUGUCCAUCUCCUUGUCCCUGGAGCUGGUGGGAUGAUGCCUGGCUUCUGUCCUGCUCUUGGUGGGCUGGGACCAGUCCCUGCUCUGCUGGGCUGAGGCUUUUCCCUGGGUGGAUCCUGACAUGCAGGAGGUGUCCGUGGGGCAGCUCUGCACAGCUCCUGCUUCCCCCCUGGCAUUUGGGGCUCUCCUGGUGGGUCCUGUCUUCUGCACCCUGGGGGUGCUGCUGUCCCCAGUGCUGUCCCCAGCACCCAGCACACCUGGACAGCCCUGUGCCAUCACAGCCAGGGCCACCACUGUCCCAGGAGCACCAGGACAAGGAGGACUGGUGUUGGAGCAAAGGGGCCACCAGCAGGCACCAGGGACAGCCACUGGCCGUGUCCCCCACGCCCAUGGAAGGCUUUGCUGAGCAGGCUCUGCAGUUUGCAGUGAAACCCCACGGAACAGGCACUGCCAGGGCAGGUGGUUCCCGCUGCUGGGCCCAGCCUGCCUGGGCUGGGGCAGCACCCUGGGGUGUCCAGGAGGGCUCAGCACAGCCUGUGCCCCCUGUGCCCAUCAGGUACAUGGCCACUGCGGGGCAGAGGGCCAGGACAAAGCCUGGAGCUGCAGGAUGGCUGUCCCCAAGCAGGGUAAGGGGACUGAGGGUGAUGGGGCAGAGCCCGGGGCAGCAGGACACAAGUGAAUGUGUGGGUAUGAAGGGGCUGAUGGGUGAGGGAUGGGGCACAGGGCAAAGGCACCCUCAGUGCUGCCUGAGGAGCUGAGCCAAGGUGUCACUGUGCUUUCCCUGUGUUCAAGGACAGCCCCGGAGGUGUGGAAGGUGCAGGGAAAGGCGAGGAGGAGAAGCGCGUUUGCACUGAGCCCCCAGGCUGGCGGGGCUGGGCUGAGCACCCCGGGUUCAUUGCCUGGGUGCUCCCUGCCCUGUUCCUGGGGUUUUCUCUGCCCAGGCAUGGCAGAGGGAUGGGGUGCAGCCGUCCUGCUCCAGGGGACCCUGAGGGAAGCAGCAAGGAUGCACUUUAUCAGAGCAGGGAGCAGAGCUGUGGGUGCUCCUGGCUGCAGGAACGCCACAAGGGAACGCGUCCGGAUAAUCAGGAGGAGCGUGAUGGAGGAGAGCAGGCUUCUUCCCCCACAGCUCCUCUCCUGCCCCUGCCCUCCCUUGUGAUGCACUUUGGGUGGAUAGGGUGGGGUUCAAGCUGUGGCUCUGGCUCCCUGGGAACGCCAGCUGAGCCUCAAGCCACCACAAACUGCUGCAGCCCCUUCGGCCCAUGGCUGUGGCAGGCUCUGCCUCUCACGGGGGCUCUGAUGGCAGGCAGGCAGGCAGGGCAUGGCCACUCACCUCCAUGCAUGUCCAGGCCACCUCUGUCACACGCACAAGAAGAGCAAACGCUUCAUCACCUGGCUGGGGUCUGCUGGAGGGGAGGCUGGGCUAGAACAGGGAGGGGAUGGGGCUUCUCCCAAAUCAGGCAAUAAAACAGUGUUUCCUUCUCACUGUGUGUGUGUGGACACCGUUUGUCCUGUCCCCCUGCCCUGGGCUCUCUGUGUGUGUCCCUGCCAUGCUGGGCCCUGUGAUUUUCCAGCUUUUGCUGUGUCAGGGCACCAGGCUGGACAAUGUGGGGCACGUGUGAUCCAGGGGGGCACCACACAGAGAAGUGCAGGCAUUGAAACUCACAUUUCCACACAACCACAGGUGUGAGCUACCUUCCUACCAAAAUAAGGGGCAGGUACCAGCUCAGAGGCCGAGGCAGUCUCCUGGCACAGCUCUGUUGUGCCAGCUGCUCCGGGGGCAUUUGCCCAGGUGGUUCUGCCCUGCUGGGAGGCGGCUGUGAGGCAGGAGCAGGGCACUGCUGCCCACAGCUGCAGCCUGGCAGGAACCAGGCAGGGUGGAGUGAGGCCCUGGGCUCUCCAGGCUGGGCUGCACACGCAGGUAAGUGCCCCGCAGGGCCGGGGUGCCAGGUGCCAGCUUGCUGCUCGCCCAGAGGGUGCCGGGAGCUGUUGGGCAGGAGGAGAUGCUCUGCUUUGUGUCGGUGUUUCCGAGAUGCCAGCUGUACUUGUUGGGUUUCACACAUCAAUAAAACUUAUAUUUAUAGUGUA
This is a messenger RNA of Zonotrichia leucophrys gambelii, 6581 nucleotides long. It is a transcript of the gene ABCG4, whose product is annotated as ATP binding cassette subfamily G member 4. Gene Ontology annotation, molecular function: ATP binding; ATP hydrolysis activity; ABC-type sterol transporter activity. The transcript is spliced from 15 exons. Gene Ontology annotation, cellular component: membrane. The record is from RefSeq and is a predicted model, not a curated record. Bases 398 to 2320 code for a protein of 640 amino acids. Lineage: Eukaryota; Metazoa; Chordata; Aves; Passeriformes; Passerellidae. Gene Ontology annotation, biological process: cholesterol efflux; cholesterol homeostasis; transmembrane transport.